GAAUUCUUCUAUAAUAAUAAUAAUUAUUAUUAUUGCGGCCGUUUGUCCGUCAGCAGCCGUGUUUUGUGUAAGCUCACAACAAGGUUCGACUUCACUUUCUCUCUCUCUACAUAUAUAUUUCACAGCAUACGUGGAGAAAAGCGAGUUCAAGUCUUUUUUCCCCCUUUUGCCUCUCUUUUGCGAUUUCGCCUGAGGCGACUGCGCAGAUGGACGCACCCGGCACGGCGUUGGAGCAGUACUUCAAUCAGCUCAUUCACAUGCGUCUCCUCGCACAGGUCGUUGUUUCGGAUAAGCAGGGCAACACAAUUCUCGCCUGCUUCGGGUCGCCCGACUCCACGAUGAACGACGGCGCCGGCGCCGGGGACGGCAACAACCACAACGGCGGCGGCGAGGGACAGGACGAGGAGGAGUGGCAAACGGAGAGCAACGUGACGGUGAGCGGCGCGCGUUAUUUUCAGAACUUAGAACAGCUGCAACUCGGGACGCCAACAUACAUCACGGCGCAGUACCACGACGCGGUGGUGGUGCAGCUGAUGGAGCCUGGAGGCUGCAUUCUGACCUUGAUCGGCAGCCGUGCGAAGGGACAGUUCACAGGAGGACUCUUGUCACUGGUUCCGCAGAUUCGUCGCACGACGGUGUAUACGGAGCUGCUCCGGAAGGUGGAGGACUGUAUGCAGUAA
Molecule: messenger RNA, 680 nt
Organism: Leptomonas pyrrhocoris
Lineage: Eukaryota; Euglenozoa; Kinetoplastea; Trypanosomatida; Trypanosomatidae
Exons: 1
Coding region: 207-680 (157 amino acids)
Source: RefSeq, a predicted model, not a curated record